Messenger RNA from Temnothorax curvispinosus, 3220 nucleotides. RefSeq names its product rabphilin-3A. Bases 556 to 2985 code for a protein of 809 amino acids. The record is from RefSeq and is a predicted model, not a curated record. Gene Ontology annotation, biological process: intracellular protein transport. NCBI's taxonomy places the organism in Eukaryota, Metazoa, Arthropoda, Insecta, Hymenoptera, Formicidae. The transcript has 11 exons. Gene Ontology annotation, molecular function: small GTPase binding.
GCGACCAUAUACCACAGACCAGCAGCAUCAGCAGCAGCAGCAGCGGCAGCGGCGGCGGCAGCAGCAGCAGCAGUAACAAUAUAGUAGCAGCAACUGGCCAGGUCAGCACUCAACACCCACUUGUCGGCUGACCGAUACCGCGGCAACUCGGCACGAUCCCAAGCGACUACCUGUGCGAUUGUCGAGUGCCACCUGAGGGGAAUUAGGAAAGCGGCGCCGGCAGCGUGCACUAAUUAGCACGACGGUUAAUUGCCGAAGAACACGAACUGCCAAGAGCAACUGGCCGCACGCGUGCGCGCCCCGUGUGGCGAAGUGACCAGCUGCAGCCUGUUGCAAGCGGCGGAUUAUGACCAGAACCCGCUAAGUGCUAGUUCAAUUUGCCUCGGGGAAAACGGUUUUCAUGUGGCUUCCGGAUGCUGUGGUACUUUUCUACAAACAGUAUAUUUAUCAAAUUAAAGAUAGACUGAUUCUACGCGAAGAGAAGCGAGAAAGAAAAACAGGAGAAAAAAGAAGAGCAAACGGUCCGUUGCAGAUAAAAUAACUCACAUCAGCGAAAUGGAUGAACCAAUAACACGAGGCAGAUGGGUUUGCCCGAAUGAUCGGCAAUUAGCGUUGCGAGCAAAAUUGCGGACAGGAUGGUCUGUGAAAACGGGAUCUUUCGAAUCCCAUGGUUGGGGACAAUAUCCAAAUUCCUGCACGAGCAGUUCCAAUCGUUGCGGACAAUCUUACUUGCUCAGUGACGAUGAACGGCAAGCCAUUAUCCAGGUGAUACAAAGAGCCGAGGCUCUGGAUCUGUCGGAACAGGAGCGAGUCGGUAGACUCGUUGAGAGAUUAGAGAACAUGAAACGAAACGUAUGCGUUGUGACAUCGACCAGGUCGAACGAAAGACGUGGUUGCGGAAGGCGGUGCUCCGGUGGAGCUCGUUGCGUUUGUUCGUGUGCGCUUUGCGGCGAAAAGUUCGGCGCCGUACUGGGGGCGAGCGCGAAUCUCUGCAAAGACUGCCGCAAAUAUAUAUGUCAGAAGUGCGGCAUCGAGGCCACUAGACUUAAUCCAUCGAGAGGAAGCGGCGACGAAAAUGACGCAAGUACUUCAUCGCGCAGCUCGUUACGCGUCGUGAGAUUCGCUCAGGAACGAGCAGGCGUUCAAAGAAUCGUUCCAAGAUCCCAUGGUAAUGCACAAAAGCAGUUUCUCUGCCGAAUUUGCGCCGAGACCAGAGAGAUGUGGAAGAAAAGCGGCGCUUGGUUCUUCAAAGGCAUGCCAAAAUAUAUUCUACCGGAGAAGAAGGAGCGGGGAUGGUCUCGACCUGGUCACAGGACGUCGACAUGGACGAUAGGCGGCCCAUGCAAGUCCUUGGACUCAACCGACGCUCAGGAUUCCUCGUCCGACGACGAUGCAACACGACGACUCGCGGUAACCCGCGGUCACUCGCCUACAAAUCUAUCAAGCAAUCGUGACAGCACUUCUACCAAGUUGACAAUUUCGAGUCCUGCAACCAGUACCUCAUCGCCGAGAAGUCCUCGAGGAAGGCCGAAUGGUCUGUCGCCUUCGGGCUAUCGCGAGGACGCCAGCUCCGAUAGGCUGGACAAGUCCUGUCUGUCGAUCGCGUCUCAAUGCAGCCGACUUUCGCCCACCGGCUCAAUCAGCACCCCUCGCUCGAGGGCAAGCGGCAAAAGCCCGAACGAACCGCAAGUGGAGCAACGCGUGUCCUUCGAAAAUAUUUUCGUAGAUGACGAGAAGGCUAAUGAGGCGGAUGAAGAUGAGGAGGAAGACACCGAGGAGACUCGCAAGGACGCUUCCACAUCUCUGGACCGAUCGAAGGGCUCUCAGGUACAAUCUCUCAGACUAAAGGCACCAACGAUAGCGACGACGCCAACCACGCCAGUCGAAACGCGAUUCCAGACUAUGGGCAAGAUUUUCCAAGAGAAGAACGCAGAACGGAACGCGAGCAGGUCCUCGGAUCAGGAGAGCUCAUCCAGCACUCGCAGCAACAGUCAAGUGAAGAUCUCAAGAACCCCGGAAUAUCCACGAGAAACGGGACAAGAUUAUGGAAAUCUCGAAGUCUCCUUGCGAUACGACCCGGCAGAUCAGUGCCUCCAGUGCAAGGUGGAACGUGCGCGUCGUCUAAGGCCCAUGGAUAUCCAAGGUCUCGCCGACCCUUUUUGCAAGCUGAACAUACUGCCCGUCGGGAAGGCAUCGACGAGCAGACGACUGCGAACGAAGACGGUGCACAAGACGCGCGAUCCCGAGUUCAACGAGACGGUGAACUUUUACGGAACGACAGAAACCGACAUCUCGACCGGCAAGGCAUUGCAUAUUCUAAUCAUCCAGGACGAUCCCUCGGGCCAGGAUUUCCUGGGAGAGGCGAGAUUUCCCCUACAAGAAUUGCUACCAUAUCAAACAAAGCAUUACAAAGUUUCUCUGCAAGCUCAUUAUCCAGUGGACAACGAAGAGGAAACCUGGGGCAUGUGUUCAAGCGGUCGCGGGCAGAUCCAGCUAAGCCUGAGCUAUUGCACGCGUCGACGUGCGCUAUUAGUCACGGUACAUUGUGCCACGAAUCUCCUGCCCAUGGACAGCAACGGGUUUUCUGACCCAUUCGUCAAACUGGCACUCGUCGAGGAUGCGACCGACAAUCAUCGGCAGCAACGGUUCCUAGAUUACUCGGCCGCUCGCGUUACUGCCAAAAAGGGGAAGAAGACGGCCGGCCGCGGCUCGCAGAGCACGAGCAUCAAGCGGAAGACGCUGAAUCCAAAGUGGAACGAAGAGUUCGUUUUCGCGACUCGCUUGACGGAGCUGAUGAAGCUGACGCUAUGCCUGUCCGUGUGGGACAAGGACUUCGGCAAGAGUAACGAUUAUCUGGGCGGCCUUAUGUUAGGUUGCGGUAGUAAAGGGGCGCGUUUGCGACACUGGCUAGACGCAAUCAAGUUCCCGGAUCAUCGACAUUUGGCGUGGCACAAUCUGGCGGAGAUGGAUGUACCCAUGGAAUGAUAGCUCUGUUUCGGUGAUCGGAAAGCAGGUCAAGAUUAAAUACACGAAGUAUGCGGGCUUUAUCGACAUACGUACAUAACGUGUUGUAUAAGUUUACACGGAUAUACGCGCACGCAUACGCUACAGUAUAUUUGGCGCGCGUGUUAUCAAUCUGUGCGUGAUUUAUCGUUGCUCAAAAAUUAAGUAUUAUAAAACAUUAAGAGGUUGAUACGAAAAUAAAGCAGUUGAGAACAGA